AUGACACACCCCCGCGAGGUGACUUGGUCCGACCCGCAACUCUCCCCGCCGGCCCGUCCGGAUGGUGCCGCCCACGCUGGGCUCGCCGUGCGCAGCGGGAAUAUGGCGGCGCCCAGGUCGGCGUGGGACGGGUGGAAUAUGCCCUGGAACCGGCUGGACGUGCCCUGGCCCGCAAACAGCGCCGCGGUGCUGCUGGAGGCCCAGCACCCCGCAGUGAGGUUGCUGUCGGCGCUGCGGCGGCGAUGCGACAUCGCCGGAAAGCGGCUGUCGGGGCCGGGCCUGGCCGCCGAGGAACGCGUCGUGCGCGCCAUGCUCUACGUGUACCACACCAGGUUGCUCCGGCACCGGCCCUACCUGGCCCUGCAGCAGGUAGAGCAAUGUUUGAAGCGCCUAUGGAAAAUGAAUCUGGUGGGCUGCCUGGAAACUCUGGUAGAACUGAUUCCCAAGAAAAAUGCAUCCAAAGCCUAUGCAGAGUGCUUGGUUCCCAGCCAGCCUAUGCUGGAAACAGUGGCUUUGAAGGUAUUGGGAGGCUGCAAGCUCAUACUACGUCUACUGGAUUGCUGCUGUAAAGCUUUUCUCUUGUCCAUUAAACACCUCUGCUCCAAGGAAUUCAUACUCCUGAAUACUGUGGCUUCAGGGCUCCUGAGCCGACUCUGGAUUCAGUACAGGUGUGUGUUGGAGACCCUCAUGUCGUUGUACAGUGUCUUGUCGACAGUGCUUCAUCUGGUAUCUGAGACCCAACAGACCCCUUAUAUCAAGGGAUUUACCUUCCCUUCUGAUAUUGGUGACUUCCUUGGAGCUAACAUAUAUUCUGAGGCAAAGAAGCAAAAGGCUGAAAUGCUUACAGCAAAAAAAUCUACCUGCUGGAUGAAGAAGCUCUUCCCAGCAAUGCCUGAGGCAGCAUCAAAGGUUGGGGAAAAAUCAGAUACCUGUGCAAGUGGUGUUAAAAACCAUAGCAUCCCAUGUGCCGUGGACAUUGGAGAGACAGUUGUGGUGCCCACAGCCAGGAGAGGAAAGCACCCAGGGUUUGACGUGAAGAGCUUGUUUAGGCCAGCCAGACAUUCAACACAAGAGGGUCUAAGCAUUGCAUCAAUACCUUUUAAAGCAAAGUCAUCACCACUUUUGUCUCGAAUUGCAAAAUCACAGCACACUGAACCUCUUGUACAGAUGAUUCAAAAAGCUGCAUCAUUUGGGGAGCUGUCAGAGGCACUCAUAAAAGCUAUUCUGUGGUGCAAAAACAACAAAUUAAAAUCAGAAGCUUAUUUUCUGCGUAACAAGUUGUUGAAAAGCAACCGGCUGCACCAUGUCGAGGCUCAAGGAUGCAGCUUGAAGAAAAAGCUUCGCUGUGUAAAAAUAUCUGUCUGUAAAUACCUACUGUACGGAUCACAACACAUGAGCUGGCCAAGGCAGCCACUCAGGGCACGGUUCUGCCAAAGGAGGAUCAGAUCAUCUGAACUCUUGAAGACAGGUCUAAAGACUGGUGGGCAAAAGCCUCCUGAGCUUUUUGGGGUCUGUGAGAGCAGUGCAUCACUCAUCCUCCCAGCUUACCAGGAUGGGUCUCCAAGUCAGGAAGAACAUUCCAGGAUUGAUAUAGGACACAUCAGACAAAGCACAACAGGAACCCCUAAGCAGCUGCUGCUUGAAGGAAGUCCUGGCCCAGUAUGGAAAGAAGCUGAGAACACAGAUAUUGAUUCUAUUUUUGCAGCAAUAGGUGUCUGA
Molecule: messenger RNA, 1719 nt
Organism: Cinclus cinclus
Lineage: Eukaryota; Metazoa; Chordata; Aves; Passeriformes; Cinclidae
Gene: RMP64
Product: nucleolus and neural progenitor protein
Biological process (GO): positive regulation of Notch signaling pathway
Cellular component (GO): nucleus
Source: RefSeq, a predicted model, not a curated record